This is a messenger RNA of Nymphalis io (European peacock), 4348 nucleotides long. Its product is annotated as sterile alpha motif domain-containing protein 1. The record is from RefSeq and is a predicted model, not a curated record. The transcript has 3 exons. Bases 341 to 1681 code for a protein of 446 amino acids. Lineage: Eukaryota; Metazoa; Arthropoda; Insecta; Lepidoptera; Nymphalidae.
CGUCGAUCCGUGAUGUGAUGACGCGUCGAGUGAGAGAAAUGCGGCCGAAUUCGCGACGAUUCAUUCGACACAAUGCCGGUUCAUCGGCACCACUCGUUAGCUUCCUAUACCCUUAGAGGCGUCUUCACAGGUGCGUAAGCGCAGGUAAGCCCCCGUCGCCCGCGCACUGCCCCCCGCGCCGCCCGCGCACUCGCCCGCCAUCUUGAAUUCCGCUCACUCAGACGGCAGACCCGCGCCCGUCUCGCGGCCGUCGCACGUACGCCGUUCGUGUUGCGAGCGAUUUGACAAUUAGUUAUCAAUUGCGGUGCCUUCGAGUGAUCGAGUGUCAUGUGAUAGUGCAAUGUUAAAAAUGGAAUCGACGCCGAUCUGUCGGUGCCGCGUGUUGUAUCUCGGUUCUGCGGUGCCGCAACAGAGCAAGGACGGUUUACAGGGCAUCCAGGAGCCUUUGCGCGAGCUGUAUCCGGAAAAAGGGGCGACCACCGGCGGAAUAGACUCGUGGCUAUCGGUGUGGUCGAAUGGCAUCUUACUAGAAAAUGUGGAUGAGAGCGGGUCGAGGGUAUCGAGGUUUUUCCCGAUUUCGAGUUUACACUAUUGUGCUGCCGUAAGACGUGUGAGUGUCGAGGGUGCGCCUAGAUUUUUACCAUUGGAUUCUCCGUUUGCUAGAGCGCCAGCGGCGAGGCGACCUCCUUUAUUUGCGGCUGUUUUGCGCCGAACACAAGGUAUUAAGGUUCUAGAAUGUCACGCGUUCAUUUGCCGCCGCGAAGCUGCUGCGAAUGCCCUUGUAAGAUGUUGUUUUCACGCUUAUGCUGAUAGUUCUUAUGCAAAACGCUUAGAGGCCGAACGAUCUCCGUCGCAGUUACCUCCGGAUCACGACGAGGAAGUAGAGGUAUUCGAUGGAGAUGAAAAUCAUAAGGUUUGGGUAGGAGAAAUAGAACGCGAUGAUGCAAGUGACGACAUUCCUCACCCGACUCGGGCCCCGCGCCCUCGACAGAUUACGCGACCUGCGUCCGUACCACCUCCUCCCCCGCCACCAGAAGAGCCUAAAAAGAAAACAAUAUCAAAGAAAUCAAAAAAGAAAUCGUCUGCAUCUGCCGAUGAACUAUACGCAACAAUGCCUGGGCCCGCAGCUGUAAUGAAUGGAAGGUCAUUAGGGCGUGCACCGCCAGCUUGGGCGGCGGCGGGCCAUCCGAUGGUAUUAGUAGCGCACCCGGCAGCUACUCUACCGCACGCGAGACCUGCGACAAUGGGUCACAGGGGUCGCCUGCCAGCAGCUUUAGCUCCAGGCCCUUUUCCGCCGGUUCCUCCUCCUGGUCGAGGUCGCAUACAAUAUGCAACAGUUGAUCCAAGGCGUUCAAAGCCACCUCCAUCGGCUAUGAAAGCUGCUCAAAGUAUGACAGGCUUAGAAGCAGUGGAGGAUGCUGGAGGUAUCUACAGAAAAAAGGGUCAUUUGAACGAACGAGCAUUCUCUUACAGUAUAAGACAAGAGCAUAGAAGUCGAUCGCAUGGGUCUCUCGCUAAUCUAAAAUUCGCUGCUCCACCCGAGGUAGAGACAGGUCGAGAAGAACUUAAGAAAGAGCGUGAGAUAAUGCAACUGGUGGCAGGUCUUCAGCUCAACUCGGAUGACGUUGAGCGCCGCGAAGUACCGCCUCAUAUGCUGCGCGCGCGGCACGGACCAAGAUAACACCACGCCACGUCAGCAGUGCCAAGUCAGCCUCGAGUUUUAGAAUAAACGAAAACUGAGCGUGUAUAUUACAUUCAUUUCAACGAAGUUGUUUGAACCAUGAAUUAUACCGAUAGUUGCAAGCAAUCGCACGGAUGUUGAAUAUCUAUUGCUAAAUUGAUUCGAUGUCAAUAUAGUACGAUUCAUUUGCAUCGAUUUGUCACGAUUGUUCUAAUACUGGAACGCAAUAUUCGAACGAUAAAGACAAUGUCUGGCAUGAAGUAAUGUCUUUGUUGUAUGCGAUUCGUUUUUCAUUAAUCAAUUGACAUAUGAGUAACUGUCAAAUUUCAACGAGACAAAAAAAAACAAAUAAGUCACUUUUCGAUUGCAUAUAUUUACAGAGUAAAAAUAUUUAAGUACCUGUAACUGACGAGUUUUCACGUAAAAAAUAAUAUAGAAAUUAUUUUACAAAAAAUUAAGAUAUAUCCGCUGUUAAGUUUUAUAAUGGAUUAAUGAAUUAGUGUUAAAUGAUUUUAAAUGGAAGCACCAUUGUCAGAUUAUCGUCCGUGUUAAUAACUUAUAAAUUGAGGAAAGCACGAUAAAACAAUAUGAUAUUUAAUUGUUUUUAGCAAUAAAAUCACGCGAGCAUUCCUUUAUUUUGAAUUAGUUUGAAGUAUUCUUAUUGAACACGUCACUUGAUAUAAAGAACCAGUCAUAUAUGAUAAUAAAUAAGACUUAGUUAAAUAAAAGAGAAAUGUGAAGAUUCCUCUGAAUAUAAAUGGUAUUUCGUCACGGAUAGGUACUUUGUGCGUAAAUAAAAUAAAGUCCAAGUUUAUGUAAUAGUUAUAAAAAAAUUAAAUACUGUAAUAAAGAAAGAUCUUUAUGAAUACAAUAAAACAAAAUAUUUUUUAAAACAUUUCGGUAUUAUUAAAUUAAAUUAAUUACAUAUCUGAAAGAAUUGAAAUGUAGUUUUUUUAUUUAUAUUAUACUAGAAAUGUCUCGCGGUUUCACCUACGUCUAAGGAUUAUAUGUGCCUGUUUCAUAUAGUUUGCCAUAUUGGUAGACGUUUUUAGUGUGUGUUCCGCUUCCACAUCGUCAAGUUAUAUAGCCUAUAAACUUCCUCAAUAAACGGGCUAUCUAUUGAAAAAAGAAUAAUUCAAAUUAGUCAGGUAGUUCCUGAUAUUAGUGCUAUCAACCAUACAAAUUCUAUAGCUUUAUAAUAGUAUUGAUGUCUUGUGUUUUUUUUGCGUGUUUCUAUGCUAAUUGAUAUUAAUAUUCUGCCAAUGUCAAGUAUAAUUAUAGAUGUAUUUUUUUCGAUGGACAAAUAAAAUACUACAUUCUGAAGAGACAGAUGUCAUAUGUCAAUUAUAAAAAUUCAUUUUUAAUCUGUUUUUGCACUAAAUUCAGGUCUGUAUACACAUGUAAAGUCGUUUCAAGGCAGACUACUCUUUAAAGACCAAUUGUUCACAUGUUUUUAAACAAUAUUCGCUCUGCGUUUUCAUUAAAAAAACUGUAUCCAUUUCCACUAGUAAAUACGUAGGCCCUUGUUUUUAAUAGUUUGUAUAUAUUUACUGGCCAAAGAUAACUCUACAAUAUAUUCGAAAUGCAGUUAAUAGAGUUAUGAUUUGUCUAAUCGAUACUGUAAGGUCAAAAGGUCGUAAUUUUUGUCAUUAUUUAAAAUUGAAAAAAAUCGUAUCUCAAUUUCUAUCAUCUAUGAAAUGGCUCUACUAGGCAAAGUACAUCAUUAACACUAGUGUUCGUCCAGUGGUGGAAAAUGUUCGAUGUAAUUUUUAUUUUAUUCUUAUUUCUAAAUUAUUUUUAUAGAUAUAAAAUGAAAAUCCUUUCACAAACAGAAGAAAAAGUUCAUGAACUAUUUUGUCUUUGCCUAUUUAUAAAAAGAUUAGUUUCCAUAGAAACAGAAAAGGAGAAAUAUGCACGUUAUACUAAUGAAAUAUAAUAAAUAAAGAAGUUUUUAAUUUUUUUUUAACUACAUACUUAAUCGUUUUAACAUACGACCUUUUGGACUAACAGAAACUAUAUGAUAGUGUGUAAUUUCAUUAAAAAACUAACGUAAUAAUGCAAGAUAUUAAAGUACAUAACAUAACCUCAAAUUUUAUAAAUAAGUUGGCCUUUUUAUAUAUAACCGUACAAAAUUAUAGACGAAACACAAAGCGUUUUAUGUUCGUAUUGCAAAAAUAUAUGAUGUUCUUACAAAAAUAUGAAUAAUUACGUGUCUUCGUCAUUAUAUAAUGUGUUUCAAAUUUAAUAAUAUAAUAUAAAUAUGUAUAAUGUACUUAUCCAAUUGCAUUUGUUACGUAUAUUGCAAAUCAUGUUUUUUUUUAAUAAUUCAAUUUAUGUAUUUAGCGUUUUGCAUCAUGAAUAUUCACUAAUAUGUAAAUAAAAAAAUCACAUAAAAAAUAUUCAUAAAUAUUUUAGGCUAUGAGUGCCAUUAAUGUUAUUUUGUUUUACUCUUUAUAUACAUCGAUUUUUAUUCGAAAUGCGUAAAACUUAUUUUUUUUAUGUAAGAAUUAUAUUAGUUAUUUUUUGUAUAUACAUAGGUGUAAUGGUAGGAUGAAUCUCUAAGUCUAUUUUAAAAAUAAUAAACAACGAUUGUAUUUCAUUAAUUUCAUUUUUAUACAUAUAAUAUUUUAAAAUAUAGUUUGUAAUUAUUAAAACAAAUGUAUAUAA